UCUACAUUCACCACCAUCCCGGCGAGAAUAAUUAAUUAUAUCUACUCAAUAUGUCUACAACCCAAGCUCCAUGGCAUGCAGCCUAUCCUGCCCCAAGGGGCGCUGCAGCCACACUACCCCGCCAAGAGCUAUUACAAUGGCUCAAGGAGGGUAAACAACCCGGAAAAGAUUUUGUGCUAGUAGACCUACGACGCGCAGACUACGAGGGAGGCACCAUCCGGGGGUCCUUGAACCUCCCGGCCCAAAGUUUAUAUCCAACAAUUCCUACUCUUUACAAGCUCCUAGCGGCAAGUAAAGUGGAGAGUGUUAUCUGGUAUUGUGGGUCAUCCGGAGGCCGUGGAACGCGGGCUGGCGGUUGGUUCGCGGAUUAUCUCCAGGAUCAAGGCGAGACGAACCUGAAGAGCUUAGUAUUAGAAGGUGGAAUUAAAGGAUGGGUCGCGGCAGGACCGGAAUAUACGGAGCUUAUGGACGAAUAUGAUGCGUCGUUUUGGACGAAGACGACUUCAGGAUAGUUUGGUAUUUGACUAGUAUGGCGAUAUGAUGUUUAUGAUACUUGUUUGGUAUCUGUUGAUGAUCAUAUCACAAUAAAU
Molecule: messenger RNA, 590 nt
Organism: Aspergillus caelatus
Lineage: Eukaryota; Fungi; Ascomycota; Eurotiomycetes; Eurotiales; Aspergillaceae
Product: putative arsenate reductase (Arc2)
Exons: 3
Coding region: 51-512 (153 amino acids)
Cellular component (GO): cytoplasm; nucleus
Molecular function (GO): protein tyrosine phosphatase activity
Source: RefSeq, a predicted model, not a curated record